Molecule: messenger RNA, 3437 nt
Organism: Phyllopteryx taeniolatus (common seadragon)
Lineage: Eukaryota; Metazoa; Chordata; Actinopteri; Syngnathiformes; Syngnathidae
Product: deoxyribodipyrimidine photo-lyase
Biological process (GO): circadian regulation of gene expression; entrainment of circadian clock by photoperiod
Cellular component (GO): nucleus; cytoplasm
Molecular function (GO): DNA binding; FAD binding
Source: RefSeq, a predicted model, not a curated record
UUUGUGCUAACUUGGCUUGGCAGUGUGCCAUGUUUCUCCCUGUGCCCUCGCUGCCCCAGAGAAGAUGCUAACAUAAGAACACUGGCACACGUCGCUUUGGCACCGCUUGUCGUCUUUGUCUAAAUAAACCAUGACUAACAAGGGGAAAUCCUCUGAGGUAAAUCGGCUUGUAUUCGAGUGGGACAGAUGUCCACAGAUCGCUUUAGCUUCUGGCCGCGGCAAGCACACUGGCAUGGCGCCCGCCGGCUGGCACGCACUCGCUGGCAUAGACGGAUAGACCCCGUUUUCGCUGGCGUUCUCGUACGAUUAUUCAUCACCGUAGCUCUUGAAAUUAAAAAAUGAUCUAUUUCAUCGUCAACGUCUUUCAUCCGAGGAUUGCUCCACUGGCCGCUGGCAUGUCGCUUGCAUCUGUGCUCCAGCUAUUGGCAGCUUUCCUUUUCUUCGCAAGCCGCGCUGGUUGGUCGGCAUCGCCUCAUCGCGCCUGUGUCAGGGUGGCAUCAGGGUGGCAGUAUACAAAGGCUGAAGAUGAUGAGUUGGAACUUGCAGUGACCCUGGCUCUACUUGAAGCGCAAGACCAUCCAAGAAACCCACUACAGACAUAUGAUGGUGUAUCCACUCAAAGUGGCCACACAAAGGAAAUAGGAAGUGGAACUCAAAAGCUUUGGCAUCAGAAAGACACAAAUUUGAACACGUCUGGUACAUGUCAGACUUUUUUCGCCAUGCAGGACAAGGUCACAAUAGGUGCCAUGAUGGAGGACCAGUCUGAGAAAACAAAAGCACGUCAGCUUCGAAAAGCGCUGGCCCAGCAUGUCGUCAGUUUGCCCCAAUCUCCAUCGGGGGUGACGCCUACUCUUUGGGUCCGGAGGGACUUGAGGCUGUCUGAUAACCCCGCUCAUCGGCUUGCUGGAGGUGGGCGCCCUGUCAUACCAGUCUUUAUCUGGAGCCCCAAAGAGGAGGAGGGGCCAGGGAUGACCGUGGCUGUGGGAGGAGCUUGCAAAUACUGGCUCCAUCAAGCGCUGUCCUCUUUCCGUUCAUCUCUGGAGCAUAUCGGCAGCCAUCUGGUCUUCCUGGAGACAAACGGCGUUGGAGCCACCAGUCUGUGUACGCUCAAAGUGCUGGUGAAUGAGACCAGGGCCCGAACUGUGCUGGCCAACGCCCUCUAUGAAGCCUGGCUGAAGGAGCGGGAUGACGCGGUGGUGUCCACACUGCAAAAAGACGGGGUCCAAUGCAAGAUGUUCCACUCGUACUGCACCAGAGACCCUUACUCUGUCAGCACGGAGGGUGUGGGACUCAGAGGAAUUGGAUCUGUGUCUCACUUCAUGAGCUGCUACAGACAGAACCGAGCAGGCCCCGCAUUUGGGGCUCCACUGGACCCGCCCGUGUCUCUCCCCGCACCCUCCAGUUAGCCUCAGGGUAUCCCCUUAGACGCAAUGGGCCUGACACGCAUGCCACGCAGGAAGGACGGUACCACGAUUGAUUGGGCAGUGAACAUUCGCUAGUCCUGGGAUUUCAGUGAAGAGGGAGCACAUGACAGGCUAGAAGCAUUUCUCCAUGAUGCACAGACACUUUAUACGACAAAGAGUCCUUCGGGCAGGGCUGAUGCCCCCAACACCAGCACUCUAUCGCCGUACCUUCAUUAUAGUCAGCUCAGCCCCCGCUGGUUCCUGUGGGAUGCCAAGGGGGCGCACUGUCAGCCACCGAAAUUCCAACGCAAACUGGCAUGGAGGGAUUUGGCUUAUGCGCAGCUCACGUUGUUUCCAGAUCUUCCAUGGGAAUCCCUCAGGCCUCCAUACAGGUGACUGCAGUGGAGCAGCGAUCGAAGUUACCUAAAGGCUUGGCAGCGAGGCCGAACAGGCUACCCUCUGGGAGCCAUGAGGCAGCUGUGGCUGACGGGCUGGAUGAACAACUACACCAGCGUGGUGGCAUCUUUCCUCAUAGUGUGUCUCCAUCUACCCUGGCAGGAGGGAUACCGCUGGUUCCAGGAUACACUGGUGGACGCCGACGUUGCCAUCGACACCAUGACGUGGCAGAACGGCGGCAUGUGCGGUCUGAAUCACUGGAACUUCGUCAUGCAUCCUGUUGACGCCGCCAUGACGUGCGACCCGUACGGCAGGAAAUGGUGUCCCGAACCCACUGAGUUGCCCUAUGAUCUUAUUCACAGACCUUGGAAAUGCCCGGCGUCCCUGCUGCGACGUGCAGGUAAGGCCUGCUGCGCACCUGAGACGGAACUGGACAAUUCAAACAAAUUACAAUUGAUGACUGACCUUUCCAACCCCUGUUCGUGUUUACUUAGGUGUGUCGCCCUGGUACAAAGACAACAUUGAGAAUAUGUGGACAAACGCACGGGCUGCGACUUGGUGCCUCUGCCGCCCCGCCUGGUCUCUGAAGCCCUGGGCUUAGUGCACUCUCCCAGAAGCGAACACUUCCUUCUUCCCGUCAUUACCCGCAUGGAAUUCAAGUACCAGCUGGACGACCUGGACGCAGACACCACCGCCAAUCCUUACAACGCUCUGCUCAGGGGCUACGUUAGCCACAAGAGGGACGAGACCGUGGCAUUUCUCAACGCUGACUUCGCCACCAGCGUCUUGCACGAGGGAGCCCUGAGUAGGGAGAGGCUGGAGAGCGACCGUCGCCGCAUGGAGGGUCUCCCCCCCACAGAGGCUCCCGUCCGGGGACGAGCCAGACACACCACAAACGCAAAGGACCGCUUUUCUAUUUUACAGAGUGGGGCUAUUCUUACUACACAGGUACGAAUAGCCUGAUACGCACUCACAAGCCCACUUUCCAGUCCAGUCAGGAUUUCGUGGGCUUAUUGUGAUCGUUACGGCCUAAAAUGCCCAAUUUCAUGACAGCACUUUACAAAAAAUUUGGGAUAUGUUGUGAUUUUUAAGAGCUUUUGUGAUUAAAAAUUAGCAUUAAACUCCCCCCCCCCCCCCACACCGUUUUCCUCUGCUUGACUCAGUGACUUAUCUUAGACACUCAUGCAUCGCAUCUCUGAUUACAUGAUACGUUCAACGACAGUAGUCCCAAGCCAGUGGCGUGAUAGGAAAUUGGGGGUGAGCAUGUAAUUUUCAUCUGAAUGGCAUUAGGUGAGAAAGAUUUAAUGUUAGAAAGUUCAUAAAGUGACAAAAUAACCAUGAGGUACAAAUGUACGUACUGCCCAAGGGAACACCAAUAGCUUAGUUUUAUGUUACAUAAUGUAAUGCUUUGAGUUCGUGUGGAUGGAAAUACGACGUACCAGUUAUUUACUGUUUAAGUCAGUUGUCAUCUUUAUUUUAUUUUGUUAUUCCACUGAGUAGAAUUUCCAUUUUGUAGUUCAGACUUUUUUUGCUUCGACAGGAUUUUUAAAUGCAAUUUGUUUACAAUACUUAAUUCCACACCACUAAUAUGCCAUUGUUUUAUUUGUUUACUUGGUUUGUACCACUGCUGCACUAGAC